Molecule: messenger RNA, 2006 nt
Organism: Rosa chinensis
Lineage: Eukaryota; Viridiplantae; Streptophyta; Magnoliopsida; Rosales; Rosaceae
Exons: 2
Coding region: 866-1999 (377 amino acids)
Source: RefSeq, a predicted model, not a curated record
UUAACUACACUCCUAUUCACCAAGGGUAAGUAGCUAGCUUAGAAACUAACUUGAGUAAGGUUAGAGGUUGUUUUGGGUCUAUAAAAGAGCACUACUACCUGCUCUAACUUCAUCCCAUUCUCAUUCAUAUAGGAAUUUCACUUAGAAACUCAUUGGAAAGGAAGAAAUCUUUAGUUAAAGAAAGUUAGCUUAAGCUCUUAGGUUCUUUAAGUUGUGAAGCUCAAUUUUGUGGCUAAGCCUUCAAUUACCUGUUGAUCACUUCAAAAUAUAUUCAUGUAUUGAGUAGAUGCUUGGGGAAACGGGAUGAACCUACUAGAUAAAAUAAUAUUUUUCUACUACUAUUUCUAGUGAAUAUCUGUACUGAUUCGAAUUUUGCUUAACUUUGGUUUUGUAAAUAUAUUACCGAUAUUUGUUUUCUAAUAAAAGUACUAUUCAAACAUGUAUAUAAUUUCUUUUACUUCUUGUUGAUUUAUUCAAGAAGAAAAUUUUAUUUGUUUUGACUCACGUCACAAAUUCACGAGCCAUAUUUCAGUACAAUAUUGGCCUUGGAAUUGGGGGCGUGACAGUACCUCAAGUAACAACGUUUUAUAUAUUAUAGGCAAUAUCAAUUUCAUAUAACAGUCAACAAAACAUAAGUAUAGCCAACCUGAUCUCAUGACAAAUUAAUUGUCAUUGAAAGCAAAUUUAAUUUGUGAAUAUGACUUGAUGGAAAAUAAGCUUAUAUAUAUAAACUUAACUGUAACAUACACAUAUAUGUACCUGCUUGUUGGCUACUAACAUAUAUGUAUUUUAAUCACGAUCUUUUAAUUUGCUUAUGUAUGGGAAAGUGAAUUUACAUGCCGAAUGAUAUAAUUGUAACUACAAAAUGAUAAUAUGUAAAAACAUAUAUUUCUUUACGAAUACUCAUAAAGUUCCGAAAAAAGUCGUUUUCUCUCUAGAAAAACCUAGGUUUGAUCUUCUCAUCAUCUCCUUCAUGCCUAGUCCGACGGCACGUCCUUGGGACGUCGUCGUCGGACGGGCCACAGAGGUCUGGUUGUCCAGUGGUGGUUCCUCAUGGAAUAGUGGUGGUCACUAUAGGGGCUGUACGUUGACGGUUGCAAGGUUUCCGAUUCCGGCCUUGUCAAUGUUGCUUGGAAACGUUUGUGAGAGGGAUAAGCAGAGGAGGGGUGGGGGAAUGCCGGUGGGGCGGCGAGAUCUCACUCAUCUUUGGGCAUCGACGAAAGGAGAUUUGGGGUUGGCUGGGUGGGCGGUUUGGACUGCAGGGGUGCGAUCUGUUUUGAUUGCAGAUCGAUUUGGCGGUGGCUGGUCGGUGUCGGUCGUUUUAGGCCAUCUCAGAUCUGCUUUUGGGUGGUCAAGUGAUGUCGAGUUUUGGCAGCCAGGGAGUGGGAGUGACGGGGAUGUUGGUAGAGGUGCGACAGUGAGAGCGUUUCCGGCGAUGGCUGACUGCGUGCAGGCCUCUAGUUGGGCCUUGUGGUACCUGGGCCUGAAACUGCUUUUUCGGCCCAUUUAUUUUGCCUUUAGUUUUAUGCUUAUUAUUUGUUUUUUAGUUUUAAGUGGCUUUAUGCUCAUAAUAAUGUCCUACUCUAGGUUUGUAGGGCGAGGUGGACGCUGUCCUGGUUUGUGCACCUUGAGUGCCGUGUCUGGCCUAGGGAGGUGGCAAGCUUCUUGCAUUGUCAAAUGGUUGCAACCUCCUAGUGGCAGAAUGAAGCCAAGUGUCACCGAAUUUAUUUUUCGGUGGCAACAUAGUGGGAAAGUUGGUAUUAUUAGUUUACUAUGGCUCCGUGUGAGCAUUAUCUUUCCGGUAUGUCGCCAAAAUUGUAAAGCAAAUGGAGUAGCCAAUUGUGCACUCUUUGCUAGUUGGUGCGUGAUAGAGUACACAUUAUUAGUAGAGACUUCUGAUAUUAUUUCAGAAUGUUCCCUUAAGGCUUCUUAUUAUUUGGGGUUUAGGCUUUAUGUCCCCCCCUUGUAUUCUAUGGUUUCAUUAAUGGUUAUGGCUUAAGGGCAGC